UCUUCACAGCUUAUGUGAUUGUAUGUCCAUAUUAUUUAUUUAUUAUUAUUUAUUUAUGUUUCGCUCAUGCCCACGAUCCUGAAUUUGGAGAUCUGGUUUUGUUUAAUGUCUUUGUUUUGCUCUCCAGCAUUGCUGGACACUUGUAAACCAAUUCACCUUUUGUAGUGAGCAAGUUUGUGCAAGACAGUAUUUUCUUCUGCUUGCUUUUGUUCUUAUUGCAGAAGGUAUCAAUUGGAACACUGUUGGUAUUGACCAUAAGUUAAAAUAACGAUAAUUUUAGUAGUAAACAAGUAUGGCUAUAUAGACGUGCCAUUCUCUAAGGUGCUGCAAGACUCUUGAUUGAUUUAACUCUGAGAGAUAUGUUUUAAAAGAACCUUGGUAAAGGCAGCUUUUUUCUUCCUUUUGUUUCCUUUACUACCUGUAACACCUCAAGCUACAACCUCCAUCUUUUUUAUUUAUUACAUUUCAUAGAAUCAUAUGUAGAGGUCCGGGAUGUGGAGUCACUAGGUUGGCUUGGAUGUUAAAAAAAAAAUCCUUGCCUCUCAGACAUUUAUGAAACAGUUCAAGAUUUGGAUUGAAAAAUAGUGUUCUGGAGCAAAGAACUGUAUAGCCAGCACGGUAGAAUGAAGGUCACCCAAACAGUGCUUCCUUUUAUCUGGACUGUGGUUAUGCCGCUUGGUGUGUGUUGAACAUUCAUAUUCUUUACAUAUACAGUGGUACCUCGGUUUAUGAACACAAUUGGUUCCGGAAGUCUGUUCAUAAACCGAAGCGUUCAUAAACCGAAGCAAACUUUCCCAUUGAAAGUAAUGGAAAGUGGAUUAAUCCGUUCCAGACGAUGAAAAACACCCCCUAAAGCAGCAAUUUAACACAAUUGUUACUGUCUUUUAACUUAAAUUAACUUUUAUUUUUUGGUGGCGCUGGGAUUGGAGCCAGGCUGCUGGGAGAGAGAAGAGAUGGACACGGUCAGGAGCCCCGGAGGCAGCGGAACCCCCCAAUCCCCGUCCCUUCGCUUCUCCGCCGCUCUCACCAUUGCGAAGGGCGGCUCUGUCGGCUUCUCACAAACUCCCUCAGCCGGCAAGUGUCGCCUCCGUCGUCGUGGCGGCUUCCCCCUCCUCCUCCUCAGGCGACGAGAGAGGGAGCCUCGCUGCCAGCGCCUGAGGAAGAAGAACCCCUAGCAUGCGCCUGCCCUGCACAGCGCCUGGCUCAAACCCCUUCCUUUUCCCCAUGAGCGGGGAAAGCGCUACCUCCCUGCUGAGCAGGCUCGGGCUUUCCCGCCUUCCUCACCGCGGCGCCGUCUCUUCUCCCGCUCUGAGAUGAUGGUCGAGGGUCACCGGCGGCGCGGCCAUGGUGGGAGGCGAGGGCGCUGAGGCGCGGUGCGGUUCUUGCUACCCAUCUGCUUCUUCUGCCGGACCGGUUGCAAGGGGCUGUUGUCGGCGUUCGGGGCAGCCUCCUUUCUCUCGCUGUCUCUGAAACCUCUGAAACCUCGGGUUACUUACUUCCGGGUUAGGAUUGUUCGUAAACCGAAAGUUCGUAACCCGAGGUGUUCGUAAACCGAGGUACCACUGUAUGUUCCAUUCGUCAAACAGCUUUGAAGUUACUUUGGAGAAUUUGUCACAAUGUUGUUAUUGUUUUUAAACUUUAAUUCUAUGAUAUUGUCUGUUACACCCUUUAAAUAUGUUGCUGGUACUUGAGUUUUGUGUUGGACAACUUUAGCUUUUAAAAUAGUGGUUAAAAAAACCUAGUUUUUAAUAGAUCCACAAAAAUUCCAGGAAAACAAAGGAAGGGGAUUAUUUUUUCUUUGGAAAAGUGGAAAAACAGUUUUCCAGCUGUUGUUUGUUCAGAACGGACAGAGUGGCACAACCAGUGGGGUGUAUUCUGUACCUAGCAGAUUCUUUCCUCAUAUGAUGGAGGGAACAUAGAGCCAGGUGCAAUUAUCUUGUGAAGACAGAUCCUAUUACCUACACACAGGUUUUUAUUAAUCUGUCUUAUGUACAUAGCCUAGCCUUUGCAAUUCUGCUCUGACCGUUACUUUGACUUCACCACUUUGAAAAACAACAAGAUAUAUAAAUCACAUUUCCUCUACCCCUUUGUUCUCAAACCAUGACCUUCAAGCACAAAAAUGCAAAACGAAUUGAAGGGCUGGAUAGCAAUGUGUGGGUGGAAUUUACAAAAGUUGCUGCAGAUCCCUCAAUUGUUAAUCUGGGACAAGGUCUCCCAGAUAUAUCUCCUCCUAACUAUGUUAAAGAAGCAUUAGCCAAAGCAUCCUCUGUGGAUAUGUUGAACCAGUACACCCGAGGUUUUGGACAUCCUUCGUUGGUGAAAGUCUUGUCCCAAGUGUAUGAAAAAGUUUGUGGAAGAAAGAUUGAUCCAUACACUGAUAUCCUGGUGACAAUAGGGGGAUAUGGAUCUCUGUUCAGUGCAGUGCAGGGACUCGUUGAAGCAGAAGAUGAAGUGAUAAUAAUAGAACCCUUCUUUGACUGUUAUGAGCCAAUGGUGAGGAUGGCAGGAGCCAAGCCUGUUUUUAUACCCUUGAGAUAUAGACCUGCAGCUGGAGAGACUGCAUCUAGUGCGGACUGGGUCUUGGAUCCUGCUGAACUUGCAAGUAAAUUUAAUUGCAAGACGAAAGCUAUUAUAUUGAAUAACCCUCACAAUCCUAUAGGAAAGGUCUAUACGAAAGAGGAACUCCAGAUAAUUGCUGAUCUCUGUAUUAAAAACGACACCCUGUGCAUCAGUGAUGAAGUAUAUGAAUGGCUGGUAUACACUGGCAAUAAACACAUUAAGAUAGCUACUUUGCCUGGAAUGUGGGAAAGAACAGUAACUGUCGGAAGUGCUGGGAAAACAUACAGUGUAACUGGCUGGAAGCUUGGCUGGUCUGUUGGUCCCCAACAUCUGAUGAAGCAUUUGCAGGUGGUUCAACAAAAUACACUCUAUACAUGCCCAACUCCGUUACAGGAAGCUGUGGCACAAGCCUUUUUGAUAGACGUGAAGCGCAUGGAUGACCCAGAGUGCUACUUCCAUUCUUUGCCUAGAGAGCUAGAAGACAAACGGAACCGAAUGGCUCGCAUGCUCCUGGGAGUUGGGCUGAAACCUGUUGUUCCAGAGGGAGGAUACUUUAUGAUUGUCGACGUAUCUACAUUAAAUGUAGAUCUGUCUGACAUGGAAAAAGAUAAACCUUAUGAUUAUAAAUUUGUUAAAUGGAUGAUAAAAUCUAAGAAACUGUCAGCUAUUCCUCUCACCUCCUUUUGCGGCCCUGAGACCAAAGAACAGUUUGAAAAGUACAUACGGUUUUGCUUCAUCAAAAAAGACAGCACGUUGGAUGCAGCAGAAGUGAUCCUGAAGAACUGGAAGGAACACUGACUCAGAACUUAACCUCUUCUGUCAUUUCUAAAAAUAUAUGCACAGUCAUACAUUAAUAACUAGACCUAGAAUUUCACAUUACAGGUUACCCCUUCUAAAUUGCACUGUGCUGCCAUCUGCUGGAUAUUUAAUAUUAAUAAUGUGAUCCAACAUACUGGUUUUGGCAUUGUAAAAAUUAUAGUCUGUUUUCCAAAAUAUUCAGUGGAAACCUUUUCCAGCAAUCUUCUUUUCUUCUUUUCUAAACACACUGAAGUAAAAUUUGUGCAGGCUACAUCCACCAGAGCCCUGUUCUGCAAUCUCCUUUAUACUUGUACAAAUUGUUAACGCGUUUAUUGCACUGCUUUGGGUUUAGUUUUGUCAAACAGCAGCUUUUCUACAAUCCAGGCAAAAUACUGUAUGAGAACAUUGAGUGUGGAUUUCUGGGCAGGGUCCUUGCUGUACAUGGCUUGGCCAGCCAAGGGCAUAGCAUAGUAGUAGAGGAAAGGCAGCACGGAUGGGCAUGGGAGCUAGGCGUUGGAACAGGCAGUCUUUUCAUUCAGUUGUAUUGCUCAUGAUUGUGUGUGUACAAACACACACACACACAUACACACAAUUCACAAAAAUGAAUAAUGCCUUGCAAUUGGAAUGAAUAAGAAAUGAGGUCUGCACAGUAUAUUUUUGUGAAUUCUAUUGAUUGUAAGUAUGGAGAUGAGAGGUUAGAUUGCUUUGCCAUUUCCCCUUGUUGUGUAAAUAAGACAAACAAUUUUUUUUUGCCCUCUAUGCAAAUGACACAUGCUACCUUGCAUAAACUGGAUGUAAUUCUGUCCCCUCAAACUUUACCAUUUUAUUUUACAAUUAACAAUCCUGGGGGAUCUGUUAUAUAAUUAUAUGUUACUUAGAAUCACAGAAUCGUAGACUUGGAAGGGACCCCAAGGAUCUUCUAGUCCAACCCCCUGCAAUGCAGGAAUCUCAGCUAAAGCAUCAAUGACAGAUGGCCAUCCAACCUCUGCUUAAAAACCUCCAAGGAAGGAGUGUCCACAAUCUUCCGAAGGAGUCCAUUCCACUGUCAAACAGCUCUUACCACCACGAGGUUAUUCCUGAUGUUUAGUCUGAAUCUCCUUUCUUGUAAUUUGAAGCCAUUGGCUCAGGUCCUAUGAUUUGAUUUAACAAAUAAAUAAAAGCAAAAAUUAGUCAUAAACCUCGACUGGUUUCUUUCACUGAUGUUGUAAACAAGCAAAACAGUGUAUUCCUUAAACUUGCCAGAGAAACAGGUUUACAGAAACAGAUUCUGCUCCCCUCUCCCUGCUCAAUUUAAGAAGAACUAAUAAAGAAAAUUUGGAAAUGAUAGCUUCAUAGGACUAAUAUUAAAACAUGUUUAUAGCCUGAUCGUGUGCAUAUUUGCUUGGAAGGAUUUCAAUUGACCUUCCUUCAAAAUAAUUUCAUAGGAUUGUAGACCAGGCAUCCCCAAACUUCGGCCCUCCAGAUGUUUUGGACUACAAUUCCCAUCAUCCCUGACCACUGGUCCUGUUAGCUAGGGAUCAUGGGAGUUGUAGGCCAAAACAUCUGGAGGGCCGCAGUUUGGGGAUGCCUGUUGUAGACCUUAUGGAGUGAGGCUAUGCCUGUUUACUCAGAAGUAAGUCUCACUGUAUUCCAUGUUUACUCCCAGGUAAAUCCUGCAUGUUUGUUUUAAUUCUAUACUUACCUGAGACUUAUCUCAUAAGUGUGCAUAAGAUUCUAGCCUCAGGGUAGUAUUGUAGUCUGGAGAAGAUGAACAUAUGUCACAUGCCUGUGGACACAAAGUUAAAUCCUACACAAACCACUGGACAGUAAAUCCUAUUGCAUUUGCAUUUAGUGAGCCCUGCAUAUAAUUUCAACUAAGCACAGAACUGCCAGCCAUCCCUUAUUUCAGAAUUUGAGAGUUUUAUUUCUAAAACUUUGGAUUACCAAAACAAACUGAAAUGGAUAGAAAUGGUUUUGUAAGCUUGAUUUUAUGCCAUGUGAUAUUUACUUUUUCUAGCUUUACUGAUUUUUAAAAAAGUUGCUUUAUUUUAUUCUGCAAUGCUGCUCAGAAAUUUUGUUACAGGACAGUUGAUAAAUAUUGU
Zootoca vivipara (common lizard) is the source of this 5438-nucleotide messenger RNA. The record is from RefSeq and is a predicted model, not a curated record. Lineage: Eukaryota; Metazoa; Chordata; Lepidosauria; Squamata; Lacertidae.